GGCGUGACCAGGUAGGGCGUGUAGAAAAGAUGUUUCGAGGCGGCGCGUAAACAGUUCGAGUGAAGAUGGCGUCUGUCAAAAAGAAAGGAAGCGGAGUUGAAAAAGGUGUGAAUGGAAGACGUUCGUCCAAGCAUAAAGAAGGGCCAGUUGUGAUGGACACCAGGGCGAUUUUCGCGGCGGUCCACGCGGUGUGUGAGGAGAACGUUGCCUUCUUCUCGGGCGGCGCCAAGGGGUCCCAGGGGGAUGCGGCCCGCAGGCUGAUGGACUCCAUGACCCUCAUCCAGGAGCACGCUCGGGGCCUGGAGCCCGUCAUCCACGGCUUCACCUCCGUCUACCACCACUUUGACUUCGACCCGCACAUACCCGCCAAUGGCUACCGCUCCCUGGUCAAGGUGGUGCGCUGCUGCAUUCUCCACAUCAUCCACAAGGGGCGCUACAUCAGCGUCAACCGCCGCAGCAUCUUCUUCCGUGCGGCGCACAAUGCGGGGGAGAUGGAGGCCUACUGCAGCGCCCUGUGCCAGCUGCGCGCCCUGCUCUACCUGGCCCAGCGGCUGCUGCACGACAACAGCUACGGAAACCUCUUCCUCCAGGACGAGAGCGGCCUCAGCCAGAGCUUUGUGCGGGAGUACGCCUCCAUGCACAAGGGCUGCUUUUACGGCCGAUGCCUGGGAUUUCAGUUCAGCCCGGCAAUCCGGCCCUGUCUGCAGACCAUCGCCAUCGGCCUAGUGGCGUUCGGAGAGAACUACAAACGACACCAGUCGGGAAUAGGCGUAGCCGCCAGCUCGUUCUUCACCUCAGGGAAGUACGCCAUCGACCCUGAGCUCCGGGGGGCCGAGUUUGAGCGCAUCACACAGAACCUGGACGUGCACUUCUGGAAGUCCUUCUGGAACAUCACAGAGACAGAGGUGCUGUCGAGUCUAGCCAGCAUGACCUCAACGACGGUCAAGGUUAACCGAGCCCUCUCUGUGCCGCCCGUGCCCUUUGACCUCCCCCUGGUAGACAACCCGAAUGUCUCGGUGAACAUAGCUGCGCCUUCGGCUCACAUUGGCCCAGCCCCUGUUCAGAUGAGGCUCAUAUCCUACGACCUCCGCGAAGGACAGGACAGUGAGGCGCUGCUGUCCCUCACCCGCUCUGAAGGGGGCGCCAUUUCCCUGUCACUGGGACUCAAGACCAAGCACCUCCCGCCGUCCCCGUGCCUGCUCAUCCACUUCCAUGGUGGGGGCUUCGUGGCGCAGACCUCCAAGUCCCACGAGCCCUACCUGAAGAGCUGGUCCCAGGACCUGGGGGUCCCCAUCCUGUCAGUGGACUACUCCCUAGCCCCGGAGGCCCCCUUCCCCCGAGCCCUGGAGGAGUGCUUCUAUGCCUACUGCUGGGCCCUCAAGAACCACCACCUGCUGGGCUGGACGGGGGAGACUGUGUGCCUGGCGGGGGACAGCGCCGGAGGGAACCUUAGCGUGACCACGUCGAUGCGUGCGGCGGCACACGGCGUGCGCAUGCCCGACGGCAUCGUGGCGGCAUAUCCUGCCACCCUGCUCACCGCCUACGCCUCGCCAUCCCGCCUCCUCACCCUCAUGGACCCCCUGCUGCCGCUCAGCGUGCUCUCCCGCUGUCUGGCCGCCUACGCAGGCAGUGCAGAGCAGACGGAGCGGCCCGUGGAGAAGGUCAGCACACUGGGCAUGGUAAGGAGGGACACGGCCCUGCUGCUCCGGGACUUCAGACAGGGGGCGUCCAACUGGAUCCAGUCCCUCCUCGACCCCAACAAGACCUCCACCCCCGCCAUCACUGGCCAGACCGCAGAGGGCCCAGCAGCAGACCCUGACGCGGUGAGGAAGAGUGUAUCGGAGGCGUCCAUGGCCUCCCGCCACGCCGACCCCCCCGUGCCUCCGGAGACGACAGACUUCUCCUUCAGGAAGCAGUCUCUAAAGAGCCAGACCUGCCAGGACCUCAGCUCCCAGCGAAACCCAGACUCCCACAAUGCAUCGUUGCUCCUGGAACGCACACCGGAGGACGUGAGCUUCUUCCUGGCCGAUAAGAUGGACCCGUCGUUCAGCCUGGCCCUCUCCUCGGUGGCCAUAGCGCCCCCUGCUGUCCUGGAGGCCGACGGCUCGGAGCCAGAGUUCCCCAGGGAGUUCCCAGUGGGCUUUGAGCCACUGCGCUCGGACCAGCCGUCCAACAUGACCAUGCAGAGCUCCCCGGUGGUCCUGGACCCCUACUGCUCCCCGCUGCUCGCCCCCGACAGCAUGUUGAGAGGACUGCCCCCCGUGCACAUAGUGGCGUGUGCUCUGGACCCCAUGCUGGAUGACUCUGUGAUGUUCGCCAAGCGCCUGCGCGGCGUCGGCCGGCCCGUGACCCUGUGCGUGGUAGACGACCUGCCGCACGGCUUCCUCAGCCUGUCGCAGCUGUCCCGCGAGACCCGCGAGGCGGCGGACAUCUGCGUGGCCCGCAUCCGCGCGGUCUUCACCCACGAGGCGGGCAGCGCCGACGCCACCGCCGACGCCACCGUCACCACACCGCCGUCGGAGCCACGCAAGCACCGCAAGCUGGAGAGGACCCACAGGGCCUCCACCCUCCCCACCGACGGCGGUGUUGGUGGUGGUGGCGGUGACGGUAGGCCCGCAACUCCCACCCUAUCCACGGGGAACAGCGUCUCCGUCGAGGGCGGAGAGGACGAGCCGGCUGAGGUCUCGGAGGUCUCAGAGGUGGGAGAGGGAACGGCGGCGGCGGCGGUGCCGAGCCAGAACGGAGACGAGGCCGGCGGCAUCGGGGUGUAGAGGGGCCGUGGGGGGGGGAUCGGAGAAAAUACUUCUCCAAACCCUGCAGGUUGGGGAGGUAGAGUUGAGAGUAAAGCUCAGUUUUGAAUGAUGGAACAAAAAAGGCAGAGGGCCCCCUGAUGCAGGACGCCCUCCCUCUGUUUUGAAAAAAUUCUCUUGCAACCUGUCGGUGCUCCGCCUCGCUGAAGUUCAGUAGCCCGGCCCGUAAGAGAACAAGUAAUGCUGUAGACCGCCCCGCUCUUAUAACAAUUGAUAUUUUCCCUCAGAUAGAAGAGUUCUCUAGCAGCUGCACACAAACGGGCACGCAUAUGUCUGCACGCACACGCACAUAGCACACACACACACACACACACACACACAUACUCAAUCUUUGCCUUUAGACGGGGGAGACUCUUGAGACCGGUGCGUCCGAGUGUUUGUAAGUGGAGGCCGGAGCAGACGGUUCGUCUGGGCCGUGGCAUUUGUGUCCUAAUCAGGUAUCACUGGACAACGGAGCAACGGAGACAUCGCUCCGCCUAAACGGCCGCUUUUCCAUUGGGAUGUCAUUCUAAAUCACACUUAAUAACGUCACAUGGGCUGUGUGUUAUGCCCUUUUGGCAGUUAAUACAGCCCACUCUGUGGCUAGUUGAUCGGCUCCCUCUUCUCUAAAUAGAAUUACCAGGCUAAACAACAUCUAACUUAUGAAGGGUGUUUGGGGGCUCAACUUGUUGAAUUGAUUCUCUUGUUUUUUGGGGACAACACUAUUACAAAACUUACACUCAACUAUUGUUAAAUAUGCAGUUAAUCUGAACCAGUCAAAUGGAUCGAGGUAUAUUUAGUUUGCUACCCUCUUUAUGCAGUAUUAUACCUCCAGGGUUUUCCUAUUUUCUGAAACAAAUGUUUAUAUAUAUUUUAUUAGACUGAAACUUUGUUUGUGCAAAAUAUUGUUCUGGGCUCACUGUGUACCUUUCUCUUCAGCGGAUGGCACUGUGGUUGUUGAUCUCUGUUCAUCCCAUGCUGUGCACUCUCUCUCUCUAAUGCUUUGUGCUGAAGCGUUUCAAAGUGCACACCAUACACAUUUCCCUGUCUCGGUACCUGCCUGGCUCCUACCCGUACAGUGUUGGUGCGUUAGCGUCCAUAAUGCUCUCUCAUUGAAUCGAUGCGUUUUAAGAAGAAUACUGACAUUCACACCUUUCGACAAAUGAGAUUUGUGUCUUUAUCAAUGCAAGCAGGCCCUGGUUUCGGGUUUCUGUUUCGUUUUAAGAUUUUUAUGUCAACGGAAAUGUUUGGAGAGAAGACUGAAAAUUGGUUUUGUAUUCUUUUUUUAUUAUUCAGGGUGUUAACGUUGGCACAGCCGAACCAUAACUGUGAAUAGUAAUGGAUCAUAGCAGGAGUGGUCUAUCACUUUCUCCUGCUUCCACGCUGAUUGUGGCACACCUGUUACAUGACAGCUACAAUAAUUGCGUCAUUGCCUUAAACCAUCCAAAACCAUGUAUUACUUUAUGUAUCGGGGUCCAUGUAAACGCCCGCUUUCAACUGAGGAAGUGGAGUAAGAUGAACCUUCCGUCCACUUUACACACGUUCCUGACCUCCGACCUCGCCCUCAUAUACCCCAUCCAAUGUGUGUUGUAUGUUGAACGCAAGAGUUAGCACGGCCACUUCCUGUUGGUUGGGGGAGAAAAAUGUAGGAAAAGCUUAGGAAAAACAACAAGAAAAACCUUAAGGGCCUAUAGACCCUGCAAAUGGGCUCCAGCAGAGGUUGUAGAAACCCAUUAAAUUCCUAUUUUCCAGCCGCAUGUAGAUGAUGAUCCCUACUGCGCGCCCUGUGGUUCCACCAGCUGAGUGAUGAUUGGCUCUUGCUCCGGCGACCCUGGGAUCCCGUUCAGCUGCUUCGCCGUGGAAAUAUGUGUCCUUUCUGGAGGGUCAGUGUGUCUCCGUCAAAGUCCAAAACUAAAUAUAGACGCAAACAACCACGGAGCGCCCUCCCCCCCCCGCCCCCCUCCCCCCCACCCCUCCUCUGCCGCGGCCCUCAGCCAGCAGCGGGGCCGGGUUGCCAGGUCUGGGGAGCCGGAGCCGCUUGAUGAAUGGGCUUUGGAAAUGAAUGGAUGAAUUCAGUGCAGCAUAAGGCUUUUCAACACACACACACACACACACACACACACACACACACACACACACACACACACACACACACACACACACACACACACACACACACACACAAAAUAGAAAAAAAGUAGCAGGAUUAGACCAUGCUCGGUUUCUGUUCGCCCAGAGGACUUACUGCCAUAAUACUGCUGAGUGUGAUUGAUGGAGAGAAAUCGGAAGCUAGAAGAGGAGAAGGAUGAGGAAGGUAGCAUCUUCCAUAGAGAGGCUGGGGCCAAGUGUGAGCUUGCGGUUACCCCCGUGGUUCUCCCAGCCUGCAGAGAUGGGAAGUUUGGUUUGUUGUUGGGCAAGUAUGGGUUGGUGCGUCAUACUUUCGUCGCAUGGGGGAGGCUACGCAUUACGCAAGUGUGGUUCCCAUCUGCGUGUUCCUGUGUCUGAAUGUCACGGCCCCACCACGAGGUGUGGGUUCUGUUGUCUGUGCUCCCGUUCUCAUCGUGGGGAAACAUGACUUUGCUUGCUAGUCUCCCGGUGCAUAUCGUUCACUUGUUAAUGUGCUUCUAUAAGUGGUUGUGUUUUUAGUUUUUGAAAAUCACUAGUUCAUGCUGUCUGACUUUAAACAACCAACCUCUUAAUGUAGCUGGUGGUGAUGACUUUAAUAGAAGAUGAAUUGCUGCAAGUGUUGAAUUAAAUAGUCUUUCAGUCUCUCUUACGUUAAUAUUGGUGCAGAUCCUUUGGGGGAAACUCUAGAGCCGACAUUGUUUGUUAGAAGCUAAAACUACAUUUUAUUGUAUAGUGGUGAGCCUCUGCAUCGGUCGCCCGUGAGUGUGUGUUCAUUGUGUACGGGACCACCACAGUGGACAGGAAGGGGAUCCAGCAAACUCAUCUCGCACACUAUCUUGUCUAUUACCUCGGCUGGGUUGAUCCCUCUACCUGCCUCUACCGUCUUCAAACGUAGUGUGGACCCUUUAUGCUGCCUAUGUCCUAGACUGUCUAUGUCGUCCGUGUUGUGUUUUGAGUGUGUAUUGACCGAAUGAAUAAUUGGCAAAAACCGUGUGUUUGAGAAUUUCAAAUAGACUUUCACGUCCCUGUGAGUAGGCUUUGGUUGUUGAGUGUAGAGUCGCUUAUUGGUGUUAAUUUAUGUACAGCAUACCUCUGGUUUUCCAUGUCGAGGCGCUUUUCCCAUUAGAGAAUUCCUCAGCCCCAUGAUAUCGUGUUAAUUGAAAAAGAUAUCUGCAGGCAUCAGCUUUCCAGGGUCUAACUAGGGUCAAGUUGAAUCUGUGCAGUUAUCCACCAUCAUUAUCUUUUAUCCUUUAGUUUCGACUUCCCUGGCUUUCUAACUUCCUGAUGACUUUGUUCCUCGGGGAGCGAGGAUAUGACACCGCCACGGGUCAGCUGUGAUGGAGUCUGCCAAGGUUGGCCCGUCAGCAGCCUCCACAGUCGUAUGCCACGCCGAUUAUGGUUUUAAAUGGAGCGCACUUCCACUGAUCCCUUCAUAAUCAUAUCUUUCCCGCGCUGAACUGACCAUGACCACUUCCCCGUUGUUUUAAUUAUCACAUCACCGUGCACACACACACACACACACACACACACACACACACACACACACACA
Gadus morhua (Atlantic cod) is the source of this 6465-nucleotide messenger RNA. It is a transcript of the gene lipeb, whose product is annotated as lipase, hormone-sensitive b. Bases 66 to 2771 code for a protein of 901 amino acids. Lineage: Eukaryota; Metazoa; Chordata; Actinopteri; Gadiformes; Gadidae. Gene Ontology annotation, cellular component: cytosol. The record is from RefSeq and is a predicted model, not a curated record. Gene Ontology annotation, molecular function: triacylglycerol lipase activity; sterol ester esterase activity. The transcript has 13 exons. Gene Ontology annotation, biological process: cholesterol metabolic process; triglyceride catabolic process.